AUCUCCUGUUGUUGUUGUUGCUCUUUCUUGCUUGGUAGUAUAAGAUCUGCCAUUCUCCACGAAGGCGGAAGGCGUUCAAUUGAGUAAAUCGUCGUCGUUCGCUGUCGUCAUUGUCAGUCAAAAAGUAUCACCGCAUCUCUCAAAAGCGGGCGCCUGGAGGAACAUUGUUUUUCUAAGCAGAGUGCAUCGCUGUCCUGAUCCCCUGCAUCGCCUCAGCAGCCUUCCCUCACCCAAGUUUCUCGGCCUUGUCCAAGCUAGCAUCUCAUUCACCACGUUCUUCAACCUCUUCAGUUCAAAUGUCGCUUCCCGCUCGUUCCUCCAGGAGUAGCACCCACUCCCCACUUGCAGACUCUUUCCUCGAUGCCAAGGCGCAGAGCGCGCGACGCAUCUCCUCAUAUGAAACCACCCGCACUCGAGCAGGCUCUUCCACCCCAGCCUCUCUCACUAUAGUCCCAGAAAACAAACAAAACGCCCAAACAGCGCCUCAGAGCACGCCGCCGUCAUCCUACAAGCUCGCUGACAGGCGGAAGUUACCGAGGUCGGCGAGCGGAUUGUCCGCCGACUGCGGACGUGUGUCUGGAGGGUCGGACUCUGACGACGGAGUUCUGACCAUAAAUAGGGCAAAGACAUACGACAAAGGAAAAGAGAAGGACACUCUCGCUGGUGGGAUGUGGGGUAUCCCAGAGGAACAAACCAUCAAACAGGCCAGGUGGGUUUUAGACCCUACUGAAAUGCAACUGGGUUCAGAAACUUGGUCAAAUUCAUUGCGGAUUGUCUUGGUUCUAGGGCAUGUAACUGUCGAAGCACUUGAGCCAAUGCUCUACAACCCCGCGUUCGCAAACACCCUCCUUCUGAUAGGCUCCUACGAGCCCAUACCGGAGAUUGACGCUCUUCUUUCCCCCUCUCACCUUUUAUCGUCAUCUCCGGAUCGAGAGAUUUGCCCUAGUAUCCAGCCUUUCCAACCUUCUGGCAGAGCUAACGGUACCGAGUCUCAUGAUCUUACUGUUCUCUUGAACCAGGCGACUAUUCUAGCCAAGCAGUACCGUGAGCGAACCCCGUUGGCUACCCGUUCUAGACAAGGGUCUUUCACAAGUGCUUCAAACUCUCCUCCUUCAUCUCCUGGAGGCAGAAAAAAAGUCUUCUCAGUGUUAGGGCUGGGUAGGACACCAUCGAGGAGAGGAUCAUUGGAUUCUACAGGGGAUGACCGGCCAUCGUCCAGUGUAUUCAAUGGCGAGCGUGAAGGCAUCUCCAGCAGUAUGUCAAGCAGUUCUCUCCGGGCACCAAGCGUAGCCUCGAACAGAAAUCCUCAUUCACGCAUCUUAUCCAUGUCUCGAGACAGCUUUCUGGGAGGGAUGUUCAAACUUGACGGCGAUGCAAGAUCUUCGGGUGAGGGGCGGCAUUUGUUUGACGCGGUUAUUAAUUUCGUGCCGCCCAUGUCAAUGUUCAAAUCCGAACGUGCUAUGCAGCACAUGCUUCACCAGGCAGUAGUGAUCACUACUGGUUGCGUGCCCACACUGGUUCGCAGUGUAGGUAGAAGCUCGAAUGGUGAGGCGCCUACUCUUCCUAUCACACUCCUCCACGUCCUGCCCUCUCAGACGCCUCCUGCACUCGCACCCGUUCUCGAGUCUUUCGUCUUGUCGCUCUUACCCAACUUCCAAGCCCGAUGUUCUCGGGAAUUGUUCGGCUGCAUCGUCACCCCGCCCGUAUGGUUCUCUCCCCUUGUGAGCAUGUCUUCAAACGCUAUCACUGAGGACGGUGUAAGUGGAGCAGAAGUGCUGCUGGUUGGAGGUGUAAGGUGCCCUCAUCAAGUUAUGAAGGGGCAAGGUCGUACAGAAGACUUCAAAUCUCGUGCAUUCUUGUUCAGCUGGGAAGCUUGCAUGUCAGUGUGCGGCAUCAUUGCUGAAUCUCGUCGUCCUUCUGGGUCACGCGCGUCCACAUCGGCAUCUCGCUCUGUCUCCAGACAGGACAUUCCUGGUGACCCCCCUUCUGUCAACUUCAACGACGUCCAGGCGAGGACACCCCCUCAGACAUUUGAGCAUAUUUUAUCUACAGCGUCAGCUUCCAAUUCAUCCCAACUGCCUACACCACCUACAUCACUUUCCGCUCAGCCAAGCUCAAGCCCUAAACCAGCUUUGUUCUCGCCAACCCUUCUACCUAUCCAAACCCAGAACCUGCAUCAACGCAAGUCCAAGCUUUCUGCUGUAGCAGCAGCCUCCGACCUCCUCAACUCCCCGCCCACUCCUGAUCUCGACCCCAGCAUCUCUAGCUGCUCAUCAAGCUUUGCGCUGGGUGAGACAAACUCUCAGGGAUCGGGAUCGGGCGGAUCGGCAAGUGCGGCUGCUACUGGGAACGGUGGGGAUAAUGCGGUGAGGGUUGUGAAGCAAGGGGAGUUUGGAAGGGAGAAAUGGGAAGACGGAAAGGAACCGAAGAGAAAGGGAGGAAGAGGGAUUGUAUCCGGAUGGUUCAAGCGAGCGAUUGCGAAGAACAUUAAGGCGUAAAAAGAGAAGUCGUUUAUCCUUGCCUCUGGCUGUUUGUGACAUGUUUGCUGGGAGCGGGAACAAGUGGACGUGCCUGAGUGGAUGUACCUGGCGAGGAUCGAUGGAGUGUCAUGGGAACAGUUCAUUCAUUAGGACAUUUCUCAUUGAACACGAGCACACAUUCACCAUAUGCCGAACAUAUUAGCCUAGCAUUGGACAUUCCGAUAUACUACAUCGUUAAGCUUAGAUAAUUGUUGGUUGUUUACAUCAUUAGCAAAAUAAUAGAAUGAUUUCGUUGAUCGAAAGUCCGAGUUUGCACAUCUGUUUCUUGUCUGCGAUCGACGAAUUUACAGACUAUGUACGCGCAUAUCUCCUG
This is a messenger RNA of Cryptococcus deneoformans JEC21, 2853 nucleotides long. RefSeq lists its product as hypothetical. The transcript has 3 exons. The coding region runs from base 297 to 2498 and encodes 733 amino acids. The record is from RefSeq and is a predicted model, not a curated record. Lineage: Eukaryota; Fungi; Basidiomycota; Tremellomycetes; Tremellales; Cryptococcaceae.